Coturnix japonica (Japanese quail) is the source of this 4064-nucleotide messenger RNA. RefSeq names its product BRI3 binding protein (gene BRI3BP). Gene Ontology annotation, cellular component: mitochondrion. The record is from RefSeq and is a predicted model, not a curated record. NCBI's taxonomy places the organism in Eukaryota, Metazoa, Chordata, Aves, Galliformes, Phasianidae.
AGGCGGCGCUGGAAGCGCUGAGCAGCGGGCGGCCAUGGCGGCGUGUCGGCUGCCGGCGGUGCUGCUGCUUCUCGCCCUUGUGCUGUGUAACACAGCGGGGCCCGGAGCUUGGGCAGCGCGGAGCCGAGGGGCCGAGAAGCAGAACAGCUUCCGCCGAGCAGCCAGCGGGCUGUACCAGGGAGUCAGCGGCCUGUUCGGGGAGGACAACGUGCGGGCCCUGCAGAAGUUUUUCUCAAGGUUGACGGAGAGGUUUGUGAAUGGGGUGGAUGUGUUAAUGGACACGUUCUGGAGAAUAUGGACUGAUUUACUGGAUGUUCUUGGAAUUGAUGCCUCCAACUUGACUCAUUAUUUCAGCCCAGCAGCAAUUGCCAACAACCCAACCCGGGCUAUUCUGCUGAUCGGUGCCAUCUUACUCGCCUAUUGGUUUUUAUCUCUCUUCCUCGGAUUCUUCUUCUAUCUCCUGCACAUGAUCUUUGGUCGUUUCUUCUGGAUUGCAAGGGUCGCCCUCUUCACCCUCUCAUGCAUCUACAUCCUGCAGAAGUACGAAGGUGACCCGGAACACGCCGUCCUGCCUCUGUGCUUCGUGGUGGCCGUCUACUUCAUGACGGGGCCGGUGGGGUUUUACUGGAGAAGAAACAGCAGCAGCAGCCUGGAGGAGAAGAUGGACCACCUCGACAGUCAGAUCAGACUGCUGAACAUACGCCUCUCCAGGGUGAUCGAGAACCUGGACAGAGGCAGCGACCAAUGACCCCACCUCGAUAGACCGCCGUACACCAGCUCUAGAAAGUUCCUAAGCACUGUCUCAUUUGAAGUUACAAAGCAACAAAACAUCACAUGGUAAAAAGUGUGCGGAGUUCUAACUUUUCAUCAUGUGUGAGACUAAUCUAGGUUACACACUCAGCCAUUAGACUCGUAGGAAAAAGAAUUAAGCCGUGUAUUCAGAGUUUUAUCCAGUACUAGAAUUUUAUCAGUAGAGAAACGCUUACUUUUACAAGCAUUUAAAAAAAACAUCUUUUGUAAAUUUUUUAUAAAAGCCAAUCGAGUAGUCUUUCCAAUGCUGAAAUCCAGCUAAUUGUAUGCAAAUUUAACACACGGAGUUAAAAAUCUAAAGCUACCGAACGCUUCUGUUGAGAAGUUGCUGCUGUGGGUCCAUCCUUCGCUGUUGUUGUUUGCUUGUGCAGAGUCACAGAUGUUUGUUUUCUCUUGCUGUUGGCUUAUUUCAUUGCCUUGAAGUUGUCUUUCAUAGGAUAUCAAGUGGAUUUCUGGUAUCCAGGCCAAAAAUUUCACGCCCUNAGGAGGCAGAGAAUAAGGGAGAAAGGUGAUUUCUUAAGUUCCAGGUCCUUAAAUGCCAGUCCCGUGUAAGGAAUUAAGGAGUGCACGUGUGGCUUUAUUUUCAUUGCUUUUCCUCGCAGGAACUUAAAUUUUGACAUUGGAAAGGAAAUCUGAUGCAAUUGAUGGACACAAGAGGGAAAGGCUUAGCGUGGCAAUCCAUGAUUUAUAUCUGACCUUCAGAGUGAAGCUCAUUUCAAGCAUCAGCACAUAGGAGGGAACACAGUUUUUAAUCUCGGGACCAUUUGCUUUCACACAAAAGAAGUCAGCGGUUUAAACCACUCGCAGGCACAUCGUUGCUUAAAGCUUUCUCAGGACCAAGAAGUGGCAAUAAAUUACCUUCAGGAAGAUCUGGAUAUAGGUUGUUUGUUUUUUUUCCCCUAAAGUUGUAAUUGUUUUGUAGGAGCUUUUAUCCCAAAGUCUGUCCUCAGUAUACUGGGCUUUGGGGAAGGUGUGUUGGACAAAGCGAUGUAGGAGCCUGGAGCAGCUGUAUUUUGAAGGGUUGAUGUAUUUAUAACCUCGUGAUUAAGUAGCUUGGUAGGUGAGCACUGGUUUUGUGCAGUUUGAAUUGUACUGAAACAAAGGUGACCUCAGGGAGGGAAGUCGGUCAGUGUUUUGUGUGGUGACCGAUGGCGCUUAGUGAUGAGCGCAGUGUCAGUGCCAGGAGAGGUAAAUGGGCCACAGCUGAGGGACAAUGCGUUCCCUCAUUUCUGAACAGCAGGUCAAGAGAACCUGCAACAAGAAGUGGCUGUGCAGCAGGGACUGGCCUCAAAGCAAUGGGAGCAAAUCCAUAUGGCUGCUGAGCAGGGCUGGGGCUGCUCGCUGCCUGGGCAGGGCCUCAGCGUGCUGCUUUACUGAAUGUAUUGUGGGCUGGACUGAUUUUUUUCCUUUCUGCUGAAGUUCGAUGCUCUUCUGAACAGGUUUUUACUAUUACUUGCCAAACUCUUUUGGGCUGUCUGUGGCAUUUAUGUGAAUGGUUACUUUCCAAUUCAUUCUUAUGGCCUUCAUGUCGACUUGCAAUCGCUGAAGUUCAGCGUGGUUGGAGUUGAUGUGCAGUUGCCAACUGCUGUAAUGCAUUUUAAUAGUUUUAAUUGCAUACUUAAUUUCCUUUAACUCCCAUUUUUCAAGCAAAUACAUGGUUAGAGUUGCAAAGAAGCUGCUUUUAAUGACUUAGAAUCUUUCCCAUAAACAGAGAAGCACUAUGGAGACAAAUAACCUGCCUUGUGAAGCUGAGCGUUGGAAUGACGGUGUAUUCAUGUAUUUUACAGCUCAUUUUCUGUAGUACUGCAGAGCCUGCCCUGUAAGCUCCAGCUUUGCUGCUGUUGUGCACAGAGGAUUGAGCUGAGCAGCACCGGGCGUUAGGAAUUGCUUAGCAAAGAUGGUCACGUCUCUUUGUUUUCCUAAAUCUGAGGCCUGAGGACCAAAGUCUGCAAACCUCACUCCAUUGCCUUCAGUAGGGCUACGUGCAUGAGUCGGAUUCGCAUAGAUUGUAUUUUCCGUAAUCCAUAUUUCAUGUUGGAAGUUAAAAAAUGCCGAAUCGUUUCUAUAUUAAGAGCUGUCUAUUAGAAAGAUUUCUUUACAAAUACUAUAUGAGACUUGAUUUGGGUUAUAGUUUCUCCCUGUGUCUCCAAUCGUUCCUUUUAGUUGUGCAAAGAUCAGCCCUCCUGUAUUAAUCCUCUUAGUUUUGAUGGCCCUGCUGCUUGGAAAAAGUAUUUUUGUAUUUCCUUGCAUCCCAUGUAUAGCAAACUGUUGUGUCAAGAGCAGUAGAGAUCAAAGUGGGUAUUUUUAAUCAGUAUUUUUCCCAGUUUUCACGUUAGUCCAAUUCAGAAGUAAUGAUUUUUUUUUUUUAAAGCACAAUCUAGUCUUCAAUAUAUAUAUAUAUAUAUAAAUACAAAUAUAUACUUUAAAAACGCUCUGUAUUUUUAAACAUGCACUGUAGUGAAGAUGCUUUCGAGAUAUGAAUGUGCUAUUUAACCUCUUUCACCUUCCUUUUGUAAAUACCUUUUACAGAUACUUUCCAUUCCAAGUCACGUAGUUUGACCCACCAAGUGUUGGCUCUGAUUCGUACACCUGGUUCCAGUGACUGGUUGCACUGCUUUGCUAUUGCCGUGGUGUGAGCAGGUACAGUGUGUGGGCACAGCACACAAGGGCAGGAGAGCCCCCAUCACACAGGGGAUGCCUUGAGUGGCCUCCAAACCACCUGGUACCGAAUAACAGGGGGGUUGUUGGUAUUCUAAGCUCCAUGCUUAGACCUGAUGUUGGAAACUACCGCUGUGUUCUCAACGCAUUGGCAUAUUUUGUUCAGCUGAUACUUUGGGGGGUUUCCUUGCAGGUAGGGCACCUCACCUGUAGAUAACCGACCUGUCGUGCGCAGUGUGACGCUUCCACAAGUGGCGUUGGGUGUCAGUGCCUUGUGUGACCUGCUGUAGCUCAGUGCCGUGUUAGUGCGUCCUCCAGCUCGUGACUCGCUUCCCAGAUGUGUUGCGUAGUGGAUGUGGAACAUAGACCAGUGUAACCGUAGCUCUUGGUGGCGUACAAGUUUCUUUUUAGGUGUGAUUUGCCUCACGUACCGAUCUGUAUUUGGCAGCUAAUGACGUGAAUGACCACGAGUUCUCUAUGUCUGGGCUGGAAAACAAAAGGUUUUGUUGUAUCCGCAUGUAUUUUAUUAUUAAACUUUUGGAUAAUUCCACCCGACUGUGAUGACAGCACAUUAAAAGUUGAUCUUUCCUUUUUAA